This is a messenger RNA of Heterobasidion irregulare TC 32-1, 1416 nucleotides long. RefSeq lists its product as uncharacterized. Gene Ontology annotation, molecular function: protein binding. The record is from RefSeq and is a predicted model, not a curated record. Gene Ontology annotation, cellular component: nucleoplasm; nucleolus. Bases 70 to 1305 code for a protein of 411 amino acids. The transcript is spliced from 8 exons. NCBI's taxonomy places the organism in Eukaryota, Fungi, Basidiomycota, Agaricomycetes, Russulales, Bondarzewiaceae.
ACUUUCUUGAGCCUCUUGCUCCGGUUCCUUCUUUCUGUUUUUCUUUCUUCGCGUUUGGCGCUGCUCGUCAUGUCCAAGUCUGAUCAAGAGACCACGGAGAGCGGGGACGGAAGCUUGGCAGCCACUUACAUCCUAAUCCACUCCUUCCUACUGAAGCACUCUCAUUCAAAAGCCGCCAAGGCACUCCAAAAGUCUGCCAGGGACGUCGUCGUCCUCAAAGAUGCAACGGAGUCCGAUGGUCUCUCGUUGGACGAAAUAGUCAAGGAGUGGAAGAAGCUGAAGGCGAUCGUGGCCUCUUUCGAAUCAUCAAGCUCCGAGUCUGACCCGUCCUCAGAAGACUCGGACUCGGACGACUCCGACAAAGAUGAAGCGGCCGAAAAGCCUGCUAAGGAGGGAUCCAGCCCAUCGGAAUCUGACGAGCUAGACUCUGACUCCGACGAGGAAAUGGAAGAGGCCAAACCCAUUCAAAAGUCUAAGAGCUCAAGCAAACUAGAUGCCUCCGAGAAACAAGCGCCCGCUGUCGGAGACUCGAGCGCGACGCUCUCUUCAAACGAAGAAUCGAGCACGAGCGAUGCAGAGUCGAGCGAUGAGGAAAGCUCGACCGAGAACGCCAGUGCGAAGGCCAAGGUGAAGGCCCAGCCGGUGAAAUCUUCCGCCAAAAAGGUGGCGGGGAGCAAAGCUGAGCCAAUACCGAGUGACUCUGAGUCGAGCUCGAGCUCCAGCGACGACAGCGCUUCGUCUGAGUCCGAUGCUAAAACAAAGCCCGAGUCGACGCCCAAGUCAAAGCCCAAGUCUGACUCCUCUUCAGGGUCCUCCUCUUCGGAUUCAGAUUCGGACGACGAGACCGCGCCGACGACCAAGCUGAAGACCUCGAAGGCCGUGAAAUCCAAGGCGAAGCGCGCGUCGCCUGAGCCUGUCAUUGAGGAACGCAGCGAGCGGGCCACAAAAAAGCGGCGCACUACCGAGGACGGGACGGCCGUGACCACUGCGACCACGUCGGAGAGUCAGUCGCCGCAACCCCAGACCAAGAACGGGAAGAACGGGAAUGGGAAGCCGCCGCGAAAGACGAACACGCCGUUCCAGCGCGUCAAGGUCGACCAGGUUCAGUUUACUGACGAACGAUUGAAGGACAAUACGUUCGAGUCGAGGAAUGCGUCGAUGGACGACUAUGGCGCGAAGGCUAGUCGGGAUCUGAUCGUGACGCGUGGAGACGGAUUUAGGAAGGAGAAGAACAAGAAGAAGAGGGGGUCGUACAAGGGAGGCGAGAUCACGAUGGGUACUCACAGCUUCAAGUUUGAUGACUGAUUUCGAAAUGGAGUGGCUCCGAGGGGACGCGGUGGUCGCAUGUGUAGAGAUGUACUGACGCUUUGCUGUCUUCGCUCGUAGAAUGUCUGUUAAUAUGAUAAUAAGAUGAUC